AUUCUCUUCUGUAAGAUCUAUAGUGGGGUAUGCCCAUUUUCUCUAGCUAUUUGUUUUGGCCACUUUUUGUUGGCUUGGAAUGCAAGUGAAAAUAAAGUAGUUGUUUUUUUAAUAAUUGUAUAUAGCCUUUAUCCCUGUCACUUUACUCAUUUUUCCUAUGUGUAUAUAAUAGAGAUCACGAGAUUCCUUGUUGGUUCAAGGGUUAUAGGUUUAUGAGAUCACUGCCAUUUUUUUGGCUUUAAAGUUUGAAGUCAUCGAUGGGGUGCAUGCUUUUUCAAAUGAGGGUUAUUUCUAAAGUUGAAGACCACUAUACUAUAGUUUGAUAAUUCUUUUUGUCCCCUCCUCUCUCCUUCACGAGCAUAUCAGUUUUGCUUGUUUAUGAGUCUUGAGCUGCGAUUUGGCUUUGUUGUUGACAAUGUAUUUGCUUGAUUAUCAAGGAUUGUAAAUGUGUCAAUGGGACUAGAGAUGGAGUUGGACUUAGAGAAGAACUGCACAUUAGAUCUGAGUCCUAACACUGUUCUUCCUUCUCCUCGACAAUGUUCAAACAUGGAAAAGAGAUAUCCAAAAGGAAAACCAGGUUGUAAAGAGGAUUUAUUGAGAGCAAAGGAGACCUUUACUGAAAUCAGCUUUCGUCACUACCACAGUGCUUCUUGUAUGAACGUUCCAUGUAGGCCCAAUGGACCAGAAGGCAAUUCUGAGCUGAAGCGAGGUUCCAUUUAUCAAAGCUCUAAAGAGGUAAGGAAAAUGAAAAAAGCAGGCACCCUUUUUUCCUUUAGAAUUGUCGAUUCUCUUUGUAAUUUAGAGGAGGAAAGCCUACUAGAAGAAAAUCCAGUGAUGUCUGUCAGCUCAAACUUGAAAUCAGCAUCCAUUAGAAAACCUUACUUAGAAUCAUGUUCGUCAGAUGGCUUCAUUGAAAUCUGUCUGACUUCAGAUGAUAAAGAUCCAAAUAAUAGAGAAAAACAUUCAGCUGCAACUGUAGGGACAGAUAACAAGGGGGAUGUAAGUUUUGGAUGUGAACCAGUUGACAGUCCUUUACGUGACGGUAACGACCUUGCUGUAAAAGACACAGUUCACAAUCUGCACAAGUCACUCUCUGCUAAGGUCGAAGCCCCUCAUUUACCCUCUUCAUCAGAAAGUGACUGGUCCUCCAGAACAAGCUCAAGGGCCAGAUUUAGUCCUAUUAGAAAGAUGCUUGAUCCAUUCAUGAAAUCAAAGUCUCUGCGAAGUCCUUUGGGUUAUGUAGCAGAAGCUGACAAUAUCAAAACUACUGGGAUGGAAAAUAUGAGAAGAAAUAAGACAUUUCGGAAAUCUUUGAUACAUGACUUCUCACAUUCACCUCAGAAUUCUGAAUUCGACUGCUGCUUUAUCAAUAAAGAUAAUGUUUACUCACCAGUGGCAAGCUCUCCGGUUCACCUACAUGGUCAUCUCAAGUUGGGAGCUAAACAUGGAGUGCCCUUUUUUGAGUUCUCAAUGGAUCAAGCAGAAGAUGUUUUUUUGGCCAAAACAUGGAAGGCAGAUAAUGUUUUCAAUUGGGUAUAUACCUUUCACUCCGUUGGCAAUAGAAAGAAGAGCAAUGCCAAUAUAUGGGGAUUGAAUGAUAGCAACAAAGAUUCUUCAAUUGCUGCGCAGAUGCUAGUUUCCUGCCGUUUGUGCUCAGAAAUUAAAGGUGGUGUUCUUGACAACUCCAUGGUUACAGAGUUUGUUUUGUAUGAUAUUGCACAUGCAAGGCAACUUGUUUCUGUCCAAGGAUCCGCUGAUGUUCAUAAAACCCCUACCUGUUCUAGUCCAGGCUUGGCCACGGGAUGUUAUGAAUCAGAUGGUGCCUCUAAUGCAGUGAAGCCUAAAGAUCACUUAAAUCUUGCUUCUGAUAGUGAUAAGGUUGAAGCCCCAAAUGGAUCAACUCCUCGGCUUCCUGCUGAUUUGCACCUGAACCUUGAAAUUGCAGCCAUAGUCAUUCAAGUACCGUUCAAGAAGAGAGAGAGCUUAAAGUAUAGAAGAGGGGAUAAAAUAGGUGAUAAGAGGCAUUUAAACCUACUCGAUGUCUCUAUGGUUGAAGAAAGUAACAGCAACUUACCUGAUAGAAGGAGCCAAGAAAAGGUGAAGGUGGUUAUUCCAACUGGAAACCAUGGCUUUCCUAGUGCUGAGACCCAGGGACCUUCAUCACUACUGGAUAGGUGGAGGAUGGGUGGAGGCUGUGAUUGUGGUGGUUGGGACAUGGCCUGUCCCCUUGUAGUUUUUGGCAAUCCUAGUAUAAAUUGUUCUGAAGAUCAACCACUGGUGGAUAGUGAGCAGCCUUUUGAACUUUUUCUUCAGGGUGCCAAAGAGAAUACACCAGCAUUGACCAUGACAGCCAUUGAAGGAGGGUAUGCAGUUGAUUUCCAUGCAAAGUUAUCCACGUUACAAGCAUUUUCUAUUUGUGUUGCUAUAUUGCAUGGCACAGAAACCACCGUUGCUGCUGGGGAGGCACAAAGCAAAUAUUUGUCACAAAGCAAUUCACUAAAUGUGUGUAUUGAGGAGGAAGUGAAAUUCUUGAUAGAAGCAGUCACAGAGGAGAAGAAGGAAGUCAGCAAGAAGUUGGAAGCAAUCCCACUGUCCUAUGUGAUUAACCCUCCCUUCUCUCCAAUUGCUCGCAUUUAGACCUGAAACAAUUGGUUAGUUGAAUUGAAAAUGGCCUCUCCACAUGUGUUUUAGCGUGGCUGUCGCUGAAAGCAAAUGAUGAAGGUAUGGAAUGUUAGCACUAAAAAUGGAGAGGCAGUCACGCAUUCUGCCAUUUCAAAUGAGGGUUUCUGUAGGGGAUGUCUAUAUUCAAUGGCAUAGAUCGACAUCUUACUCGUAAACCAGAAAUGUCUGUGUCAAAUGGGUUUACAGAUUGAAAUGCAAGUUUCCACCACAAAUCGAGCGUUACUACACUUGCGUAAGAGUUUCUUCACUGCAAUAUUUGAUUCAUUCUUCACUUCUGUAAUUAUAAUUAGAAUAGAAACAACAUACUGUUCAUAUUGUAACUUGAUAGCAAGGGAAAAGUAGUGAUGUAGCUAAUGAGACAUUUUGGAGAUAGAAAUCUUCUUUCCUUGUA
Messenger RNA from Durio zibethinus, 3073 nucleotides. RefSeq lists its product as uncharacterized. The record is from RefSeq and is a predicted model, not a curated record. Lineage: Eukaryota; Viridiplantae; Streptophyta; Magnoliopsida; Malvales; Malvaceae.